CUGCUACACAUUCAAUUUUUAUUGCGUCAAUAUUUAUACGAGUCGUGUUUUCACAGGAAAGAUUAUUUAAAAAUAGUAUUUAUUUAAUUUUAGUACGUUUUUUUUAAAUUUCUCUAGAAAACCGAAGAAAAGCAUGUUUGGCAAUAAUAAUGCCUUAUUUGAAAAAAGAGUUAAAAGAAAUUAUUGGAGUAAACAAUGGUUCCUAGAUCGGAAAAAAUUCACUCAUUUAAAAUUAAUGGACAGAAUUAUUCUAUAUAAAGAAAUGACAGAUUGAAAAUUAUUUCCGCAUGUCCAUUGACAAUUUCGAAUUCCCCCUGCAGUUAGUCGACCCAUUUUAAAAAAAGCAAGACACCGUAUUGAGGAAACCAAUUACGAAACGAAAUGGACUCCUGGCUUAAACACACUAUAUUAUCAGAGGACCCAGAUUUAUCAACCAUUUGCUUCAAAUUGCUCACAUGGUUGGAAACAGAAUUUUGGGGCACAAUGACAUAUAAACAUAUUGAAACAAUCCUUGCGGGUGCUGUGUUCGUUGAUAUCAUAUUGGAUACCGUGGGAGAAGAAAUAACUAAAGAUUUAAUGGAGAAAUAUCGACAACACAAAAUAUUUUUAAAAGAUUAUUGUAAAACACUAAGGGAAGUUGGGGCUACUUGCCAUACAGUAUCUAAUAUUUUAGCAACUUCCGAUGGCUAUAAAUACGUUUUUACGAUGGAAAAUAUUUUAAAACACUUUCUUACUGAUGUUAACUUGAUUUACAAUUCUAAUGUGCCAAAAGCAAAAUUAAGUCCACAUAAUUCCAAGUAUAAAAUGUUGCUAAUAAUUCAAAGAAUAUUCCAGUUACCACCCAAAAACAUUGAUAUUUCGGUGGAUAGAUUAUUGUGUCACAGUGAUUUUUCAUUAAUUGGACACAUUUUUUUGGAAGAAACAAACAGUCUUCAUAUUAGCAAAUAUAAAAUUUUAGAACAUAAAAUUUGCAAAAAAAUUGCCGAGGGAAAUAUAAAUUCAUCUUUUAUAAAAUCGAUGUACGUAACUGCCUCAAAUUCAUUGAAGGGGAAAACUUUUUUCAAAUCAUGCCUUAGAAAUGAUGUUUUUGCCAAUAGUGUGGUAACAUUUUUCAUAUUAUUUUUUGAAAAAAUUGAGAUUAACAUGACUGCAAAUUCACAACAUAACUUAUCUGACAUAUUUUAUUUAGUCCAUUGUGUACUGUGUACAAAAACACCUUUUUGUUCUCAAUUGUAUACAAAAAUACGUACUAACAAAACCAUUGCGCAACUUAUAAAAAAAUCGUUUUUUCUUUAUUAUUAAAUGUUAUUGUAAGUACGUUUGUCUAAAUUAGUUUCCAAUAAAAUUUGUGAAUAUUUAUUUAACUCAUAAA
Molecule: messenger RNA, 1372 nt
Organism: Zeugodacus cucurbitae (melon fly)
Lineage: Eukaryota; Metazoa; Arthropoda; Insecta; Diptera; Tephritidae
Exons: 2
Coding region: 382-1302 (306 amino acids)
Source: RefSeq, a predicted model, not a curated record